This is a messenger RNA of Polyodon spathula (Mississippi paddlefish), 1922 nucleotides long. RefSeq names its product lipoic acid synthetase (gene lias). Gene Ontology annotation, biological process: lipoate biosynthetic process. Lineage: Eukaryota; Metazoa; Chordata; Actinopteri; Acipenseriformes; Polyodontidae. The record is from RefSeq and is a predicted model, not a curated record. The transcript has 11 exons. Bases 157 to 1317 code for a protein of 386 amino acids. Gene Ontology annotation, molecular function: 4 iron, 4 sulfur cluster binding; lipoate synthase activity. Gene Ontology annotation, cellular component: mitochondrion.
ACACAUAUCUUUAUUGGUCUAUACGUUUUCUGUAGUUGCCAUAAAAUAUUUAGCAGUCAGGCUUAAUCGAAUUCAGAUUUACUGUUGUGCUAUCCAGUUGACUUUCAGGGUCUGCUGCUGAAAUAGCUUUCCUAGGCUUUAUAGUCAUCGUUAGAAAUGGCUUUAUUUAAACACGCACAGUUUGUCAAUCGACAUCCAGGCAUUAGGCUGUGGUGGAAAUCAAAGGAACUUGAUUUUGUGAUAGGACCGGUCUGUACAAGCCCUUUUACCAUAGUCAGGGCUUCCAGUUCAUUGCCAGACAAGAAGGAGCUGCUGGACGGAGGACCCGAUCUCCAGGAUUUUAUAUCGGGCGAUCUGUCUGAUAAAAACAGAUGGGAAGAGUACAAGGGGAACCUCAAACGACAGAAAGGAGAGAGGUUAAGACUCCCUCCUUGGCUGAAGACUGCGAUUCCAAUAGGGAAAAAUUACAAUAAACUGAAGAACACAUUGCGGAAUUUAAACCUGCACACAGUAUGUGAAGAGGCAAGGUGCCCAAACAUUGGAGAGUGUUGGGGAGGGGGAGAAUAUGCCACAGCUACAGCAACUAUCAUGUUGAUGGGAGACACCUGCACAAGAGGCUGCAGAUUUUGCUCUGUGAAAACCGCGAGAAACCCUCCCCCACUGGACCCCAACGAGCCACACAACACAGCGAAGGCCAUCACUGAGUGGGGCCUGGACUAUGUGGUGCUGACCUCCGUGGACAGAGACGAUAUUUCUGAUGGAGGUGCAGAACAUAUUGCAAAGACAGUAACUUAUCUAAAAGAAAUGAGUCAAAAAAUCCUGGUGGAGUGCCUAACCCCUGAUUUCAGAGGUGACCUAAACGCUGUGGAGAGAAUUGCUUUGUCUGGAUUAGAUGUUUAUGCCCACAAUGUAGAGACUGUCAGAGAGUUGCAGAGGCAUGUCCGUGACCCGCGAGCAAAUUUUGACCAAUCUCUUAGUGUCCUGAAGCAUGCCAAGAAAAUAAAGCCUUCUCUUCUAUCCAAAACAUCCAUAAUGCUGGGUCUUGGAGAGACAGACGCACAGGUGUAUGCAACAAUGAAAGAAGUGAGAGAGGCUGGCGUUGAUUGCCUGACUUUAGGACAGUACAUGCAGCCUACAAAACGACAUCUAAAGGUGGAUGAGUACGUUAGCCCUGAAAAGUUUCAGCACUGGGAGAAUGUUGGAAAAGAGCUGGGAUUUCUGUACACUGCAAGCGGACCACUAGUGCGCUCUUCAUACAAAGCAGGUGAAUUCUUCUUGAAGAACCUCAUUGAGAAAAGAAAAAUAGAAACCCACUAAGAAGACUCCUGACAAAUGACACAUGGGUUGGACUAUAAUAAUAAUAAUAAUAAUAAUAAUAAUAAUAAUAAUAAUAAUAAUAAUAAUAAUAUACUUGAUAGAGUGAAGAGGAAUGUAGGUGUGUCCCACUUCAGAGUUUAAUAUAUGUAUCUGAGAACACUUAUGCAAUUGUGAUGAAACUCGAUUAGGACAUGCUUCAGGUUAUUUAGAAUAUCAGAAUGAAGGCUAGUCUUCUAUCUUUAUGUAGUACAUGUGUCUCUAAUUACAUAUAUCUAGAUACUAGAGAACUGCUUAUCAAACUUUGAUAACUUUUCAAACAGAAGUUCAGUGUAUGAGGAUGUGUACAUAUGUAGGUCUGUAAUCAUCUGCUUUUUCAUAAUGUGUGUUUAUGCAAGCUGUACUGUGCUGCUAUUGCAUGGUAACAGUUUGGAACCUCAGUGAAUGGCAGAGAAAUUCCACUUGCCUUUAAUUGAAGAUAAAGGAGUUGUAUUGCAAUUUACAUAUUAAUGUCAUUAAUAAUUGAAGUUUCAAUGUAAGACAAUAUAGUGUUAAUUGCUGACCUGUGAACAUUAUUACCAAUGAAUAAAAUGAACUGUUGCACAGCU